UCGAUCUUCAUCUAAAACUCAACGAAGCUGCCUGUUUCCUCCUCUCCAUCAACCAAAUUAAAACAGCAUAUAUAUACACAAUGGCAUCAGAAACCCCACUCGGACUUCCCAUCAUAGACUUCUCCAAACCAGACCUCAACCAAGGAACCAAAGAGUGGGACUUAGUGAGAGCUCAAGUCCAUAAUGCGCUCGAAGAGUAUGGCUGCUUCGAGGCCUUGUUCAACAAAGUGCCUUCUGACAUUCGAAAGUCAACAAUUGAAUCAAUGGAAGAACUUUUCGACCUUCCUUUACAAACCAAAUUACAGAAUGUUUCUAAAAAGCCCUACCAUGGGUAUGUUGGGCAGUACCCCAUGGUGCCACUAUACGAGAGCAUGGGGUUUGACGGCAAUGUCUAUGAACAAGUUGAAAGCUUGACAAAUACCUUGUGGCCUCAAGGAAACCCGAGAUUUUGCACAAGCAUACAAUCAUUCUCAGAGCAAGUUUCGGAGUUGGAUCAAAUAAUCAGAAGGAUGAUUCUGGAGAGCUUGGGACUAGAAAAAUACUUUGAGGAGCAUGUAGAAUCAACCAACUACCUUCUUCGAGUGAUGAAAUAUAAAGGACCUGAAACCAAGGAAAGUAAGUUGGGGAUAAACGCUCACACAGACAAGAACAUUGUCACCAUUUUGUAUCAAAACCAAGUUGAUGGUUUAGAAGUGCAAACAAAAGCUUGCAAAUGGAUCAAAGUCAAGCCUUCAUCACCGCACUCUUUCAUCGCCAUGAUUGGCGACUCUCUUCAUGCAUGGACAAACGGUCGACUACAUUCUCCAUAUCAUAGAGUGAUGAUGAGUGGAAAUGAGGCUAGGUACUCAACUGGAUUGUUCUCCAUCCCAAAGGCAGGUUAUAUUAUAAAAGCCCCGGAGGAAGUUGUGGAUGAAGAGCACCCUUUGCUUUUUAAGCCCUUUGAUCACGUUGAAUUUCUAGGGUUCUACUACACGGAGGCUGGCCAGAGAGCUCAGUCUGCUUUGAAAACUUACUGUGGAGUCCAAGACUUGGUUUUGUCUGCUUAGCAAAUUACGAUUUUGUAAAAUAAAUCUAUUCCUUUGUGUAAAAUAAAUCUAUAUGAACUACGUACCAGUGUAGUUAAAUAAAUCUAGCGGAUCCAAAAUUUUAAACU
Molecule: messenger RNA, 1153 nt
Organism: Malus domestica (apple)
Lineage: Eukaryota; Viridiplantae; Streptophyta; Magnoliopsida; Rosales; Rosaceae
Product: probable 2-oxoglutarate-dependent dioxygenase AOP1
Molecular function (GO): 2-oxoglutarate-dependent dioxygenase activity
Source: RefSeq, a predicted model, not a curated record